CUCGUUGACUAAAUUGAGAUCAAUGAACGGCUAAGAUCCAAUCCAAGUAACAGCUAUUUCAUGGGUUAGAAGUGGCACCCACGAUGAACAUAACGUCAACUCUCAAUCCCCCCCUGUCACCAUUCGCCACAUAUCAUACAAGAAAGCAUUGAAACUUUUAAUCUAUAAAUAGGGCUUCCUAGUUUAAUUCAAAGAAGGAAAAUAGAAAACAUUCAAAGGCCAUAGGAAGAAAAAGACAGAAUAUGGGUUUUAGAUUGAAGCUUUGCUUCUUCAUUUUGUUUACGUUGGCCAUAUUUUCCUCAGCCCGUAACACCAUUUCACUUUCAGGGGUCGAGAUUGUGUUGGCCAUGGAGGGAAGGUCUCUAACGGCAAGCAUCGAGGAUUACGAUGAACCGACAGCGAAUUGUGGGCAUGAUCCUCCUUCUAGAGCUAGAGGUAGGGGCGGCAAUGGUUGUGGCCACAGAAGUCGAGGGGCUUAAUGAUACUUAUUUUUUCUAGAAGAAAUAUUUAAUGGCUGAUUAAAAUCUAAACAUAUGCCUAAUUAGUUUUACCUUGCUACUAAUUAUGUGCAUAAUUAAUUUUUGUUUAAUAAAUUUUAUAAUACGAAUAGAAAGAUAUAAAUUGACUACUGG
Messenger RNA from Durio zibethinus, 632 nucleotides. Its product is annotated as protein PSY3-like. NCBI's taxonomy places the organism in Eukaryota, Viridiplantae, Streptophyta, Magnoliopsida, Malvales, Malvaceae. The record is from RefSeq and is a predicted model, not a curated record.